UUGAAACACCAAUUUUUGCCCAAUUGAGAAAGAGGACAGACUUUAAUACAAACAUGACUGAUGACGAGAGGCCAAAUAAGAUGAGGAAGUUGGGCCAUCUGAUGGAAGAGGAGGAUCCAGCGGCCAGCGUGGGCGCCACUCCAGCAUAUACAACGCCAAUUGAUUCUCCAGCUCCAUCGACUACGCAGGAUAUGGAGAACGUGGACUCUGAUGCCGGACCCUCCAAAUUGAGGAACCGACACCUAGACUUGGAAGAUGCAGCAGCAAGUGUAGGCGUCACGCCUUCAUACACAUCUCCCGUGGACUCUCCCGCCCCUACUGAAGACAGCGAAGCAUCCAAUGCCAGGCCAGCCAAACUCCGCAAGCUCGCUCACCUCCAAGAAGAAGAUGCAGCCAGCGUUGGCGUCACACCCUCCUACACAACACCCGUCACCCCCCCUGGUCCCGUGACCACGGACAACAGCGAGACCGCCAUCGCCGCGGAAGAAGCAAGCGGCACCACCACCACAGAUCCCGAGCCCAAGAUCUCAAAAAACCAGCUGAAGAAGCAGCGCCGCCACGAGCGCUGGGAGUCCGGUCGCGAUGACCGCAAACUCAAACGCAAAGAGAAAGCUAAGGAGAAGAAGGAACGCCGCCGCGAAGCAUGGGCUGCUGAGCAUCAGCCUGAUGACGACGGCAAUAUUCCCGACUUGCCGUCGACUAGGCCCAGUCGCAACACUGCUGGCGCUGGUACCCAGGUCCCCAUCACGGUUAUCUUUGACUGCAGCUGGGAGGAUUUGAUGUUCGAUGCUGAGCUCAAGAGCCUGGGCUUGCAGAUCACGAGGUGCUAUUCUGAUAAUCGCAAGGCGAAGUACCGGACGCACUUGGCGGUCAGCAGCUGGGGCGGCAAGAUGAAAGAGCGGUUUGAGGGAAUUUUGGGCAAUCAGCAUACGAGCUGGAAGGGUUUCAAGUUUUUUGAAGAAGACUUUGUUGAGGUCAGCAAGCAGAGUCGCGAAUGGAUGACCGCUUCAAGGGGCGGUGUUGUCGCCGGUGCCAUGAAGCCGGACUUUGUUGCAGAUGUUGAAGGAGGAGGCGAGCAGGCGCAGCCGGAGGAUAAGCCGAGUGAUGAGGAGGGCGAGAUCAUCUACCUCUCUUCGGAGUCUGAGAACACCCUCACGACACUCAAUCCGAACAGCACAUACAUCAUCGGUGGACUUGUCGACAAGAACAGACACAAAGGCGUCUGCCACAAGCGCGCCGUUGAGCGCGGAAUCAAGACAGCGAAGUUGCCCAUCGGCGAAUUCCUUGAGAUGAAGAGCAGGCAAGUUCUGGUCACAAAUCAUGUACUGGAGAUUAUGCUCAAGUGGCUCGAGUUUGGAGACUGGGGCAAGGCGUUCAUGGCUGUGCUGCCGGAAAGGAAGGGUGCGAAGCUGAGGGCUGAGACGAGCCAAGAGGGGACACCGGUUACAGAGAGCACCGAAACCGAAGAGCAGGCUGAUCAGGAGAUGAAAGAUACUGCGGGUGUCGAGGUAACGACAGCAGACACAGCGAAGGUCGGAGCGGAGGCCGCUGCUACUGCGGUUGGUGGAGAGGUUGUGCAAUAAGUGCCUAAAGCGCGAUCAUGAUCUAAUGACAACAUUCUGGCUACUCACCCUUCAUCAAGAACCUCCUCCCAACAUCCAUCCAUAGCACGUCACAGCCCCCAUCGCCUUUGACUUUUUGCGCAAGCUCAAACAAUCUUCUCCUCCGCCCGCCAUCAUUGUCAAGCCACUCCUCCUCCCCAACAUCUCUGACUCCGUCUUUGCUUACCAUGAGUCCCUUCCUCCCCUUCCUACCCUCGGCAAUAUACUCUUCGCAUGGCGCCUUCCCACUCACAACGAAAUCCAGAAUCGUGUCUCUCCACUUGCUAACCACCGGCCCAUAACUCUCUGGCAACCGGUCCUCACUUACGCCACCCAGCA
Didymella exigua CBS 183.55 is the source of this 1940-nucleotide messenger RNA. RefSeq lists its product as uncharacterized. The coding region runs from base 54 to 1583 and encodes 509 amino acids. The record is from RefSeq and is a predicted model, not a curated record. NCBI's taxonomy places the organism in Eukaryota, Fungi, Ascomycota, Dothideomycetes, Pleosporales, Didymellaceae. Gene Ontology annotation, cellular component: nucleus. Gene Ontology annotation, molecular function: tRNA binding. Gene Ontology annotation, biological process: tRNA N1-guanine methylation. The transcript has a single exon.